AUGCCAUUAAUUAAGUCAAAGCACCAGAAGCUCAUUCUUCAAUGCUAUCCUUCCGGUCGUGAUGUCGACAAGAAACCUAACCUGUCUGAGCUUAGUUACUUGUUGUACUAUGUUUCUACACGUCGUGUCAAACUUGAAAAAGUUGGUACCUUUCUAGAAAAGAAAACAUUUGCCGACUUACACCAUUUUUCACACUAUGGAAACGUUCAGGUGUCUCUUCUCAUUCUUAAGAACUUAAUUGAGAAGUGCUCCGAAAAUUUGAAUGUGUUCGCUGGUAAUUGUGUCAAUAUCUUUCACCAAACUUUACUCUCUAAGGAUUUGAUUCUCACCCAAACAACCCUCAAAGUUUUCAAAGUGUUUUGUAAUCAUUUAGAUGAAAACUUAUUUGUGGGGGAUCGUGAAUUGAUCACUAAGUUUAUCGACACUAGCGAAUUGUUUUUGGACUUGGCCAAUUCCAAACUCGCCAAUUCUGCGGAAAACAAUCAGUGGAAGAUCAUUGCCAUCAAGGCUGCAAAAUAUCUUAGUAAUAUUGCCGGUUUCAAUCUUUCAACUAAUGGGAAAAAUACUGAGAAUGUCGAGCAAAUUGUCAACCAGUCUUUGGGAUUAAUUUUAUCCGUUCUACAUCAAAAUUUCAGCACAGAACAGCUUGAAGAAAGAUUAGACAGAGUUGAAUCCAAAGCCUACAAGCGCAAUGAUUUGAGCUUGCUGAAGAGCAGAACUAAUGUAUCAUUCCACGGUUCUAUUAGCGGUGCCCGCUCAGUUUUUGAUGGCGUUGCCCGUGACAAUACUACCGAAGAUAACGUGGAUUUGGACACUGAAUGGUCGGACGCUGAUUGUGCCGAAGAUGCACUUAUUGCCCUUCAGACUUAUUUCUCUUCUGCCGUAAGUAGCGAAUUGAAUAUCAGUUUGCGAGCCGUGGAUAGUUUUAUAAAAUCAUAUGCCAAUAAUACUGAUAUGAAAAACUGGACUAAUUACCUUAUCCAAAUUAUCGUCAACUAUGCCCCUGUUCAACUUAGAUUCCUUGUCCUUACCAUUCUCAUCAACCGCCUUUCAAGAAUUAGUGACAUUGAUGGUGCUGUUAAUGUGCCUGAUCCAAAACUUCUUCGCUAUCAAAUAAUUCUUGCAUAUACCAUUUCUGGGUUGUUGAAUUCUCGUGCUAACAUGAUUGGUCUCUCAGUACUUGAUAUUUUGAAAAAUUUGUUGGCACUUCAAUUAAAUGCAGUUGAAUGGGAACCAUCGCCAACUUGUGUAAAAGAUGUUGCGGAAAUUCAAAGCCAUUAUGUGACAUGUAUUAGUAGUCUAUCAAAACAUAUUUAUUAUCACGACCAAAUCGGAGAUAUUAUUGAAGAAAUCUUCAUCAAAAUCAAUGACACUUUUGCUUCACAUGAAAAUGUCAACCAACGCCAAAUAUCAAUCCUCUUUGAAAAUAUUGAUGAAAUUUUAGAUAGCGGUAUUUCAAAGUCUUCUAGCCAACAAACUGAGGGAAACGAUAAAGUCGAUGGGAUUGAAACCUACAUGGGUGAAAAUAUCAAUUCUAUUCCGUCUUCAGUCGCUGCUGCCAGCAACCUAUUAUAUCCUAUGAUUAAGCAGAAAGCAAGCGUAUACAUUACUGCAUGGUUAAAAUUUUCCAUGUAUCUUAAUGGCAGCGAAAUUGUUGAGUCUGAGAUCUUUGAGAAAUAUUAUCGUGUUUUAAUCAAAUUACUAGUGAUCGAACUUGGGGGUCACGAUGAAGCUGAAAAUUUUGUGAGAGCUCUUGGUCAUGCGAAUGCUGAUGAUUUCAAUAAUAAUUAUCACUCAUUAAGUAACCAAAUAAGGAAGCUACAAGUUUUCAAGAGUGAAAGGCCAAAUUAUGAUAAUUUAAUUCUUGAUCUGUUGCGCUCCAAUUUCCUCGACGAACUUCUCAAGAAUUUUGAUAAAAUAUUGGUAUCAGUUGAUAAUGAGAAUUUAUGUAAAUAUAUUCUAAUCGUGAAAGUGUUGGUUCUUGAGAUUUUUGGUAUUAAUUUCAUUUACAAUAUAUUACGCCACUUCCUUAAUUGGCAAACCAGUGAUUUUGAUGACGACAAAGCAAAACUAAGAGAUUCAUUCGCUUAUAGUUUGCUUUUAAAAUCAGGUCAAUACCUUUAUUUGAAGUUCCAGAAGAAUGCUAACACCGUUGAUGAGCAAUCACCAAAUCCAUUCGAUGAGUUAAUUGAAGAGGUCUCUAAAAAAAUUAAGGCUCGUCUCAGCAAUGAUCUCUGGCAUAAGAAAAUUCCUGUUUUUAUUAGAUCAUCAACUGCUACUUCUGACCUUUUUUUCACUGAGGAUUCUCUUAUGAACUUCUUUGAUCUGGAUGAGAUUACUCAUAGAUGGAUAGUCGAUGUAUUCAACGGACAGCAUCCAUCAUUUUUACCACCAGAAGACGGACAUCAAAAUAAUUUUACACAUGAAAAGAUUCUAGAAAACGCUAGUGUUUUAUCUGCAUCGCGCCUUGCAGCCAAUUUGACAAUACCUGGAAACACAACUCUUUUAUCUUCUAGUGGGUUCACAUCUUUCAAUAACUUAAAAUCUACUAACACAGGAACGAUGUUCAAGGUCAAUGAUUUGAAGAGUGUGGUCAGCAAAAGUAAUUUACUUGAUUCAUCUCCACAAAAUAAACUAGAAGAAGUUGAUAUUCAAAAAAUCCAAGAUGGGCUACAUAAGAUGCUUGAUGGUUUGUGCUUCAAUAAUGAGCUGGCUUCUUCCACAAAGUUGAAUCUUCUUGUGUGA
Molecule: messenger RNA, 2745 nt
Organism: Saccharomycopsis crataegensis
Lineage: Eukaryota; Fungi; Ascomycota; Saccharomycetes; Ascoideales; Saccharomycopsidaceae
Gene: EFR3
Product: Efr3p
Exons: 1
Coding region: 1-2745 (914 amino acids)
Biological process (GO): protein localization to plasma membrane
Cellular component (GO): plasma membrane
Source: RefSeq, a predicted model, not a curated record